AUGGAGAUCGGGUUAAUUGGCCUGGGAGUUAUGGGGCGAAACCUUGCACUAAACAUUGCCGCAAAAGGAUACAAGCUCCAUGUUUUCAACAGAACAUCCUCAAAGACAGAUAGCCUUAUCCAGGAAAGACCGGAUAUCUGCCCUCAUUAUUCUGUAGAGGAUCUGGUUAAAGGGAUGAAAAGCUCACCAAAGAUCAUUCUUUUGAUGUUGACCUCUGGGAAAGUAGUAGACAUUUUUCUGGAGGAGCUUGGAAAACACCUGAGCAAAGAUGAUAUUGUAAUUGAUGGAGGAAACUCCUCGUUCAAGGACACUAUCCGAAGAAACAGCUAUGGGUUUGAGUUUGUUGGGUGUGGGAUCUCUGGAGGGGAAAAAGGAGCAAGGAAUGGAGCGUCCAUAAUGGUAGGAUGUGGCAGAGAAACCUGGGAGAAGGUUAGGGGGUUUCUCACAGACAUUUCGGCAACCAACAGCUCCACGGGAGAGAACUGCUGUGUAUGGCUUGGAGAAGAUGGGGCUGGGCACUUUGUUAAAAUGAUCCACAAUGGAAUUGAGUAUGGAGAUAUGGCAAUAAUCUCUGAGACCUACCUUAUUCUAAGGUCACUGGGGCUUGAUAACAGAGAGAUCUCCUCACUGUUUGACAAUUGGGACAAGAAGGAGUCGGAGAGCUAUCUCCUCCGGAUUUCAUGCAGCAUCUUAAGAAUGAGAAACGAGAAGGGGAGUGUGAUUGAUCAGAUAAUGGAUGUCUCUGAGCAGAAGGGGACAGGGAAGGAGACAGUGGUGACUUCUAUGGAGAUGGGGGUGGCUGUUCCUGCAAUAAUGGAGGCUGUUGCAUCUCGGAUUGUGUCGCAUAUGAAGGAUAAAAGAUGUAAACUCUCCUCAAAGCUGGAGAGUAUUAAGGGGGAGAAAAGAAUAUCAAGCGAUGCUGUGAGAAAAGGAUUUUAUCUUGCAAGGAUAGUUUCAUACAUCCAAGGGCUUAAUCUGCUGAUGGAAGGGAAGGAGAAAUAUGGAUGGAAAUAUACAAUUAGGGACAUUUCCAGGGUUUGGAGCGACGGAUGUAUUCUCCGGGGAAAGCUUAUAAAUGCAAUUGAAGAGAUGGGAAGGGGGCAGGAGGGAGAUUUUGAACUUAGCCCGGGAUUUGUGUCCUUGUGCAACAAGAACUUUCCGUAUCUGAAGGAGAUGGUGUUAUACUCGGUCGAGAACGAGGUGGCGGUUCCAACGAUUGCGUCUUGCUUGAUGUACUUGAGCGGAAUCAAGGAGAAAGAGGGGGGAGGAAGUAUGAUCCAGGCGAUGAGGGAUUAUUUUGGGUCGCACAUGGUAACGAUGGAGGGGGAGGCUAAGGCCGAGCACAUUGAAUGGGCUUAG
Molecule: messenger RNA, 1359 nt
Organism: Encephalitozoon intestinalis ATCC 50506
Lineage: Eukaryota; Fungi; Microsporidia; Unikaryonidae
Product: 6-phosphogluconate dehydrogenase
Exons: 1
Coding region: 1-1359 (452 amino acids)
Biological process (GO): pentose-phosphate shunt; pentose-phosphate shunt, oxidative branch
Cellular component (GO): cytosol
Molecular function (GO): phosphogluconate dehydrogenase (decarboxylating) activity; NADP binding
Source: RefSeq, a predicted model, not a curated record